UGCCUUCCUUCCUUCCUCCAGCCCGUAAAGAUGGACCCGCGGUGCCUCUAACAAAAGACCCCGCCAGGCACCCAGCUUUCGCCUCUCCUGCCGUCGCCGCCUCGGCCGCCGCUGCUGUUUCUCUUCCAGCUCCUGCUUGAUCGGGGUUUGCACGUCUGCCGGGGAAGUGGGGGUGCUUGGCGCGUCUGCGUCCCAGGGAUCCCCUUUUGUCUCCGACCGCAGCGCCCCCACCCUCGCCCCCAUGCCUUGCUGAGACGCUGCGAAGCCCACCCGGGGGGGCGGGUGGGGGAAGGACCCCCUUCCGCACCAUGGGCGCCCCCACCUUCCCCCCCGCUGCCAUAGAGGGGCCGGCCCAUCACUAGGACCCUUCUUGGGCUGAGGAUUGGGUCUCUUUGCCUGCCUGGGGAAGAAAAGUUGAGAGCACCCCAAGAUCUGUCUCUCAAAGCACCUUUGGGUCUCCCUUUGCACCCUGUUUAUUCUCUCCCCCACUUUGCAGAUCCUGAACCCCUAAACUUCACCUCCACAGUUAUCCAGGCAUCCUUCUUCCAAUCUGUUGCCCCUCUUGUUGUGGGUGGUGUUUUUUUUUUUCAUACCUCCAGAUUUGAUCACAGCUUCCUGUAGCCUAAUAGGGCUGGUUGCCAAGAUAGCUGCUUUCCCUGCACCCCCCUUUUUUAUUGGGAAAGCCCCCUCCUUUUGUUUGUUGAGAAACUUUCCCCAAAGGGCACCUGUGAGUUAAGGCUGUGUGGUUCAGAUGGCAGCUCUUCUUGCAUAGUUCCACCACAUCCUCAUUUGAGGUUUUCCAUCCUGUUGGAAGGGGAUAUUUUUGCAACCUUGGGCCUUUUGGGUCACAGAAACCCUUCUAAUAUUUUGUAGUGAGCGCCCCCACCCAGCAUUUUCACACCUCGCUAGAAAGGCAAUAGACCUCAUUUUCCAAUUCGUGAAGUGCUCUUCCCAAACUUCCAUUUAUCUAGAGAGUGCCUCCCUUGCGCCUCAGCCUCUAAUUGUAGCUUGCAUUUCCUGACCUGUGGAUAAGAUUCCCCAAUUUUUUUAGGCCUCUUGAUAUUUCAGUAGAGCCUGGGAUUUCCAUCCAUAUCUUGGUUAUGUGGUGAGAUAAAAUCUCAGUGCUUUGUUCUCUAUUCAAUAUUUUUUUUAAAUUAACGUAAUCCCAGAAACCCUGUUUAAAUGUCUUGUGGUUCCACAAAGCUCACCUAUUAAGAGAAAGAUGUUAUACAACAUUUCUGCUCUUUUCCUAUAGAUUUUCGAGCCUUCACAUCUAUUCUUUAGUCAUUCUCUUUUUGUUUAAUGUAAGUACAAUAUUCCAAUUUUUUCUGUGCAUUCUGUCAAAAACGCACCUUCUUAGAAAUCAUUCACUGAUGUCUCCCACAUCAGAGAUUUGGUUAGAGAACUGAUGGUCAUCAGUUGCUCUGUCACCCCCACUUUCAGACAAGGUGUACACAAUCCCUAAAAAAAACCACCAUAUCAGACUAUCCCAAAAUAUAAUUUACUCUGCUAUAAAUUUAAAAUAAGCCAAGAUACCUCUUUUCUUUUUAAGAUUUUUUUAAAAACCUUAAGGGAAAAAAAUAUUACUGUACUCGUAUAAAGACACUCCUUUGCUGGAGCACACAAUUUUGCAUGCGUUUAUUUUGCUGGUGAGAUUUGCCCUAAUAAGCCAGGUAUUUUCCGCUGAAUAUUUCUCAAAUCUCACUUUUGCAAACCACAACUGAUUUGAAUUCCAGAGGGCUGUUUUGCUCCUCUUGCAGUCUUGUCCAAAAUCAGUGUCUCUUCCACCCACCUAAUUUGUCUGAUGGCUUUCCAAGACCCCAACCAUCCACUUCAAGCUCAGCUUUGUAGCAAUGUUUUUGGGGCAUUGACGGGGUUAAUCCAGCCACCUUUAGCUGCUGGGCUAGGUGGGGGCCAGAAAUAUUAUUGCAAUAAUGGGGUACAGAUAGGUCCCCCCCAGCAACAGCAGACAACGCUUGGCAAUGCGAUGAUGGUGGACCCAGAACCAGAUCGACCCAUCGGUUAUGGUGCUUUUGGUGUGGUAUGGUCUGUGACAGAUCCUCGGGAUGGGUCGCGAGUUGCACUCAAAAAGAUGCCCAAUGUUUUCCAGAACUUGGUCUCUUGCAAACGGGUCUUCAGAGAAUUGAGAAUGCUCUGUUACUUCAAGCAUGACAAUGUCCUCUCAGCACUGGAUAUCCUCCAACCUCCACAAAUUGACUGUUUUGAGGAAAUUUAUGUUAUCACUGAAUUGAUGCAAAGUGACCUUCACAAAGUAAUCGUUUCUCCACAACCGCUCAGUUCCGAUCAUAUCAAGGUCUUUUUGUAUCAGAUCCUCAGGGGGCUAAAAUAUUUGCACUCUGCUGGUGUCCUUCAUCGGGACAUCAAGCCUGGGAAUCUGCUGGUCAAUAGCAACUGUGUCCUCAAGAUCUGCGAUUUUGGUUUGGCCCGGGUAGAGGAACCAGAUGAGUCCCAGCACAUGACUCAAGAGGUGGUUACCCAAUAUUACCGGGCUCCUGAAAUCCUGAUGGGCAGCAGGCAUUAUGGACGUCCAAUUGAUAUUUGGUCCGUGGGCUGCAUUUUCGCCGAACUCCUCGGCAGGCGCAUCCUCUUUCAGUCCCAGAGCCCAAUUCAGCAGUUGGACCUGAUUACGGAUCUCCUGGGGACUCCUCCCGUGGCUGCUCUCCGUUCGGCCUGCGAGGGGGCCCGUGCCCAUAUCCUGCGUGGCAGUCACAAGCCGCCAUCGUUGUCUGUCCUUUACAUGCUCUCUGGAGAAGCAACCCACGAAGCUGUGCAUUUGCUCUGCCGGAUGUUGGUCUUUGAUCCAGCCAAGCGGAUCUCUGCCAAGGAUGCCCUUUCUCAUCCUUACUUAGAUGAGGGGCGACUGAGAUAUCACACCUGUAUGUGCACUUGCUGCUUUUCGGUCUCCUCCGGCCGCAUUUAUACUAGUGACUUUGAACCCCGGGCCGACCCCAAAUUUGAUGGCUCUUACGAAAAGAACCUCGCUUCUGUCUGGCAGGUCAAAGAACUGGUGCACAGGUUUAUCUUGGAGCAGCAGCAUGGGAAACGGGUCCCCCUUUGUAUCAACCCCCAGUCAGCUGCCUUCAAAACCUUCAUCCGCUCCACCGCAUGGCAUUCUUCCAAGGUGUCCAAAAAAGAAGAGAGAUGAAGCUGCUUCUUGGAUGGCCAUGACGGAAGAAGAAAAGAAAGACAGCAGUAGAUGGACAGAAGACGCAAGGGGGUUGGCAUUGCUGCUGGCAGCUGAGAGAGGAAAAGGAGGCAGAGGCGCUGCUCUUCACCUUGCACUCUUGAAUAUUUUGACUCACAGACAGAUGCAUUUGGGAAAGAGGGAGGGAGAGAAAUGUCUGGGUCAUUAUUACUGAUAUUUGGAAGUGGACAAAUUGGGGAAGGGAUUCCCUACCACCACCACUGGUGGAUGUGUUUUCCUUUCCUGUGUUCCUGUACUGCACUGGAAAACUUUGGGUUGUAGGCAUUGUCUUUGUGAAUUCUUUCCCUUCCUCCCCGGCUCUGCACCAAUAUUUUCCUCUCCUUAUACAUAUGGGGUCCUAUCUGGCUUCCUCCGAAAAAGGGGUGGCCAGGUUGGAAUGAAAAGAAGCUUAUUCUUGAAAUGAGAGGUGCCUGUUCUUUCUGUUUCAAAGAAUCUCCCCCCUACACAAAGACUCUGUGUUUCUCAGCCGUGUCUACUUAGCAUGGCUGGCUAAGGAAUUCUGACAGUUGAAUUCCAACCAUUUUAAAGUGAACAAGGUUAAGAAACACUGCCUUAGACUAAGGAUAGAUGAGGUUUUCCCCCCAAAUCCCCUUCCCCUUGAAAGAUUUCUUAAAUAGCGAUUGGCGGUAGAAAUAAAUAAGGCUCAAUUUUCCAAAUCUACCACAUUUCUUGCAACCAGGGACUGCAUUUUUGAGUCCUUGUCUUUGGUCUCCGGGAGCUGCUGGGAAACCAUGUGGUGUCCUUAAACCUGUCUUACACAGGUUAAAAAAAAAAACCCCACACAACGUAUUUGGGAUAAGAUGCUAAAUAUUUCUUUGGUGUGUACUUUUGGCCUACCUGCUUUCCAGGUUUUCCCUUGUUCCCAGCAUGGACACCUUCUAAGUAGUUGGAGGCCCUGACGCAUUUCUGCUGUAUUUUCAGAAAGUGCUUCUUUUCUUUAAAAAAUACAUGGCGUUUUCAGAAAAAUUGAGGUUUUGGCCUUGAUGAUGGAUGUGGAAUGCUUGUUAUGUUCACCCUCAUCCCUCUUAUCUUUCCUGCCUGCAGCCAGCUCAACCUCCUUCCUUGAUUCAAUGUAUUCCUCCAUUAAUUUCACUACCACCUCCUUCAAAAAAUCUACCUCUUUUCUCCUAGUGGGUGUCACGUGUGCAUGUGUUUGGGAUAUUUGUGUUAUUAAUUUUGUAUUUUUAUUUUGUUGGUGGUUGAUUAUUUCUUUACUUGGCUGGUGUUUCAUCUCUUUUUGUCAAUGACCCAUUAUUAAUUUAUGAUCAGAGCAGUUUAUAUACUAGUUUAAAUCCCGAAUGUGUGCAUAUAUUUCUUCCUUGUGUCUGG
Notechis scutatus (mainland tiger snake) is the source of this 4555-nucleotide messenger RNA. RefSeq names its product serine/threonine-protein kinase NLK2-like. Gene Ontology annotation, biological process: protein phosphorylation. Lineage: Eukaryota; Metazoa; Chordata; Lepidosauria; Squamata; Elapidae. Gene Ontology annotation, molecular function: ATP binding; MAP kinase activity. The record is from RefSeq and is a predicted model, not a curated record.